GAUUCAUACCCAAUUUUCCUUAUUUUGUAAUGCCAAAACCGACAAUUACUAAAAAGUGGCAGCAAAAAAGAGCAGAGGUAGCUCGUUCUGCAUGUGCAUCUUACUCUCUUGUUGACCUUGAUUCAAGUGAAGAAUACCUUGAUUCUAGUGGCAAUUCAGACGAAAGUUCAGAUGAUAAUUUUAUAAAGCUGAACAACCUUGAUAAUGUGAAUAUAAUUAUUGAGCAACUUCAUGCGGGUAACGAUGAAUUAGGUGACGAAUUAGAUGAAGAAUUGGACCAAAAAAAAAAAAAAUUUCGUAGCGUAAUUGAAUUUGUAGAAGAAGUAUUGAAUGAUGAAGUGCUCUCAACAACCGAGAAGGCUCGUUAUCUGGCAGUUCUUUAUUUCCUUCAUUUAUGUUUGCAAGGUCAAAAAAAAUCGAAGCAUCAAAAACAAUCGCAGACAUUGUUAAUGAAAGGUUUAUAUGCAGAUGGGCAUGAGCGCCCUGAUGUCAUCGAAUACUGCCAAACUUUUCUCCUAGAGGAACAUAUAUGGGUAACACAUAAUAAAACCACCUUUUAUGUUUAUAAUAGACCGCAUUCUGUGUGGGGUUCAGAAGGAGAACAGCCAUUGAGAAAAAAAAGGCUGGGUGCUGCUAUGCACAUAAGCGACUUCUUAACAGAAACUAUAGGAUCACUUAAAGAUGAUCAGGAAGAAGCACGUGUAAUGAUGAACUCUGAAAAACUCCUUGAGCAAGUAAAAUGGGUGGUUAAUAUUUUUGAGCAAACACAUCUAGGAUGUGUAGGUGUAUUUGCCUUUGACAAUAUCAUAUCUCAUAAAGCAUUUUCUGAGAAUGCGCUUGUGGCUUCAAAAAUGAAUCUUGGUCCAGGUGGUUUGGCUCCAAAAAUGCACGAAACUAUGUGGAAUAGUAGUCGUCAGUCAAUGAUCAUUGAGAAUGAUCAUUUUAUUUAUGACAAAAAAAAAAAAACUUAUGUGAAUUUGCAUGGGCAGCCUAAAGGAAUCCAAUGGGUUCUUAAUGAAAGAGGAUUAUGCCAGGAUGGUAUGAUGCUUGAGUGUAUUUCAUGUAAAAAAAAAGAGGCAGAUUCAAAUAUUAUUGAUUGCUGUAUGCAUCGGUUAAUGGCUAACCAGCCUGACUUUUUUGAGCAAUGUAGUCAAAUUCAGCAAGAAAUUGAGUCUUGUGGACAUAAG
Cetraspora pellucida is the source of this 1187-nucleotide messenger RNA. Lineage: Eukaryota; Fungi; Glomeromycota; Glomeromycetes; Diversisporales; Gigasporaceae. The record is from the annotation of a GenBank genome assembly.